This is a messenger RNA of Cynara cardunculus var. scolymus (artichoke), 843 nucleotides long. RefSeq lists its product as uncharacterized. The coding region runs from base 98 to 580 and encodes 160 amino acids. The transcript has 2 exons. Lineage: Eukaryota; Viridiplantae; Streptophyta; Magnoliopsida; Asterales; Asteraceae. The record is from RefSeq and is a predicted model, not a curated record.
GCCACUCGCAAGUUUAGGAUUUUAGGGUUAGGGUUUUUCGAUUUAGGGACCCAAUCACCAACCAACUGAACCUCGAUUUCUUCAUUCAACGGCGGAGAUGGCGACUGUCAAUGACACGACGGCAGUGGAGGUAGAAAAUCAACAACCGGAGCAAGGAGGAAGAGGAGUUGUGAAGAGGAAGCCGGUGUUUGUGAAGGUGGGUGAACUGAAACCUGGAACCAACGGCCAUACCCUCGCCGUUAAGGUUCUAUCUUCGACAACCGUUUUGGACAAGAAAUCACGCAAUUCUUCGUCAUUCAGUAGCCGACCCGGCGCUGCCAACACUCGCAUCGCGGAGUGCCUUAUCGGCGAUGAAACCGGCACCAUUCUCUUUACGGCUCGUAACGAUCAAGUCGAUUUGAUGAAGCCUGGAAAUACUGUGAUAAUCCGAAAUGCAAAGAUUGACAUGUUCAAAGGGUCGAUGAGACUAGCGGUUGAUAAAUGGGGACGCAUUGAGGUGACUGAGCCUGCAAGUUUUACGGUUAAGGAGGAUAACAACUUGUCUCUUGUGGAGUACGAGUUGGUGAAUGUUGCUGAAUAAUGAAUGAGUCGGGAUCUUAAUGACUUUUCUCCUACCAUGGUGUGAGGUAUAAAUUUUCUCGAGGGGUUUCGGGUAUACAACUGCUGGGAGGGGUCAGUUUAGUCUUUCUUGUUGAUAUAAUUUUAACAUGUAAUAGAACUAAGUGUAAUGGCCUUCAAAGUGGUUACUUUGUAAAAAAAGAUCUUUUGAAUACCCUUGGUCUAUGUUUACAUUGAUUUAAGUAUUUAAUUAGAUGUGUAAGAUUGUGUUGUUAUUAGUAAAUA